Molecule: messenger RNA, 4459 nt
Organism: Klebsormidium nitens
Lineage: Eukaryota; Viridiplantae; Streptophyta; Klebsormidiophyceae; Klebsormidiales; Klebsormidiaceae
Source: the annotation of a GenBank genome assembly
GACACUAACAAAAGGAGAAUGCUUCGUCGUACUUGCGUCACUGUCAGCAGUAUGGGGGCACUUCAACAUGCAACAUGGUCGUCAGUAGGUGGCCAUCCCUGGGCCAGUUUUCAUCCCUCGCAAGCGUUGCGUAUUCUGCUUGACGUCAAAAGUCCUGCCUAGCAGUUGUGAUUGAUAGCGCAGCGCGGUGCUGAGUAUCGUCUUUUUCCAAAGAGCACCAUAGCCUGGAGUCGGCCGUCCCUGUGUCAGAUCCAAUCCUGUCUGUCAGAAAUGCAAACUAUGGACUCAGCAUAGACAGCAUUGCAGGCGGCCCUCUGAGGGUCUGCACAAGGGUGUUCCCAUGAAGCCCCCAUCGGGGCCCAAGCAGGAGGGAUUGGCCAAGCCGGAGCUGACUGUCUCCCCUCCCGUCUCUCCCCCCGGCCAUUCUGUGCGGCGUUCGCGCCAGUCGCAGGUUUCCCCACUGCAGGCCUCCCCUCACCUCCCACCAGGCUCCCGCAAGGGAGGGGUGCCGGGCGAUGCCGAGCGCCCCCCCACCAAGAGCAAGGCUCCAGCUGCCGAGCUGGCGGAGGGGCCCAAGAAGGUACGGCAGCCCCUGCUGUUGAGCGCUGGCUCCAAGGGCAGCCCCCCGAAAGGACCAGAGCCCCUGCGGCGCGCCAUUGCGGAGUGCACGUCCGGUGCGGGGAGCCGGGGCGUGGCGGCGGACCGCGUGCUGCAGGAGUACCUGAGCCAGGCCGCCACGUGCGACCUGGCGUACGAUUUGCUGCUGGAGCAUGCGCGCACCGAGGUGGCGCGCAGCCCGGGCGUGGUCCUGGCCACCAUCCGCCUCCUCAAGCGCAUCCUUUUCCGCUACCUGCCCAGUGCGGGCACGCUGGAGGCCAUCGACGCCUUCUGUGCGCAGCUCAUGGCAGAACUGAAUGAGGCUGCAGCGGCCAGGCACACGCUCUCGGGGCUGGGCCCCCUCCUGGGCCCCAGGUCAGAGGUGGCGGUUAGCCCCCUCGGUGGCUUCUGCAAGGACUCUGCAGCGGUGGUCCGGUCACUGGCGUUUUUGAGGGCGUUUGUGGCGCGGCAAGUGGGGCCCAUCAGCAGUACCCAGAGGCUGCCGCGUGGCGGGGAGGUGGCGGGCGAGUCGCGUGGCAAGGGCAGGGCAAAGGUUUCCGAGGCAGCACGGCAUGAGGCGGUGCCCGUGGGGCCCGAACACAAGAAGGUUGGGGCGCAGGAGGCGAGGGACUUCCUGGAGGAGGACGUGUUCAGCUGGCGGUGGAUCCUGCGGCCCAGCGCGAAGGGCGGGAAGAAGCAGCCCGCGUGGGCGCCGUCGCCGGUGCUGCUGGGGAGUGGGGGCCUGUCCCGCCCCAUACCCCGUCCCGUGCGCACCCUGACUGACUCGGGUGCGGCUGCCCUGCUCCUCCAAUCCACGCCCCUUCCCCAGAGCGUGAGCAGCGAGGUUCGCGCUGGCCCCAAAGCUCAGCUGGCGUCCGACGUCCCUGCUUUGAAUCAGGCCUCCCCCCUCGACCCCGACACCCGCAGGCAGACCUCUGCCGCCUUGCCCGCUGCGGACGCUGCGCUGCUGCAGUCACACAUCCGCACCAUUGCGGCCGCCAAGCGGCGGCCCGAGAUGGGGCCGAGGAGCAGCGUCGAGCUGCUGAAAGGCACUCCGGCCAAGCGUCGCACGCGCCCCUUGUUCCACUACCGGCCAUACGCAGAGCAGCAGGCCCUCCGGCUGAGCGAUGCUGAGAUGGCGGACGUGCUGGCCGCCGUGUGUGCGGACUCUGCGCCCCAGGGGAAGGGCCCUGCGCCGCCCGACCCUGGCGUAGGGUCCCCGGCGGAUGUGGCGGGCAGCGUGCUGAUCAAGCUGCUGCUGGACCUGUACUGCGCGGGGCCCAGCCUGGCGGGGCCGCUCACGCUGCGCCUCCUGCUGGAGAUGCUGGCUGCUGCAGCGCCCGCGGUGCGCUGCCGCGCGUUCGACCUGGUGCUCAACCUGGGGGUACACGCGCACCUCAUCGACCCGGCUGCCAUGCACCCGGACGACGCCCCACCGCCGCCGCACGAUGCCAGUUCUCCCGCCAGGCCCGGGCAGGCGAACGGCGCAGGGGGCCGCGCUGCGGUGGCGCAGUUUGAGGAGUGGGCGGUGGCGCUGGUGCGCGAGAUGCUGCUGGCGCUGGUGCAGGCGGGGGAGCGGGAGGAGGCGGUGUGGGUGGCGGGCCUGAGCUGCCUGCUGUACUAUGCCGCGGAUCAGGGCCACAUUUGUCGCCCCAAGGUGGACGGCCUCGAUGUGCGGAUCCCGGCGGCCCUGCUGGCCAUGAGCCGGCGCCACUGCUGGGCCGAUGGCGUGCACACCGCCCUGGUGCGCCUGGCUGUCAACCUGCUGUACGACGGGGGGAAGGGCACGGGCGGGAAGCGCUCGGAGGGCGGCCUGAACGGGGUCACUGCGGAGGGGCGGCGCGCGCCCACGCUGGACGUAAAGCGGCUGGAGGCACUGGGCGGAGUCGCGUGGGUGUGCCACGAGUACGCGGAAGGGCGCUCCAGGGAGGUGCGCCGGAACAUGUUUGCGGUGCUGUUCGACUUGGCGGUGCUGCGGUACAGCCAGCAGUGUGCAGACGAGCGGCGCGCUCCGCCGGGCGAAGAGGAGGUGUGCGCAGUGGCCGCCGCGCUGGGCCUGGCCGACGCGCCGGAGGCGGUGGUGCUGGGCUUCAAGCUGGGCCUGCCAGGGACGGCCGACGCAGUGCGGCAGGCCAUCAUGGCCGCCAUGCAGCGGGACGUCACCUCCGGCCGGCUCAACUCAGAGCUCCUCGCUGCGGUCACCUCCACUUUGGACGACCUCGCGCUGAGCAGUGCCCGCCCGUCCGCGGCCUUCGCCCCCCAGCUGGCCAUCACCGCCGCAUCGGACCCUCUCCUCGCACCUUCCGGCUCCGCUCGCUCCUCCCCCUCCCGCUCGUCCCUGGGCGCGAGCGUCGCUUCCGAGGCCGCGGGCCAGCCGCUGGCGCCCCCCUGGAGACGGCUUAGCCAGGGCAGCGCUCCCAGCAGCGACCCUGAGGCGCUGGCCACGGCGUGGGCUACCCUGCGCGCGCUCCUACUCUCGCCCCGCGAAUCCGACCGCAUCCACGGCCGCUGCUGGCUGACGGAGCUCCUAAGUGGGGGAGCAGGCACACGAGAGGCGGCCGGCCUGCGACCACUAAAGGGGUCUCCCGCGGAACGCCUGAGCGCCACGCUGCGGGCGAGCCUGGAGCGGCGCCAGCGGCAGCAUCGCCCCUCCUCGUCCGGCGACCCUGGCGGGCAGGCGAGCCCCGGGCCAGAGAGCGGCGCCGAAGAGGAGGCGUGGGCGGGGGUGCAGCUGCUGGGCGAGCUGCUGCAGUGCCCCGAGCGCGAGGUGCAGGCGGUGUUCUUCGAGGUGGUGGACCGCGCGCUGCUGGCGGCCGAGACGGACGGCGCUGCGGCGAACCCCGAGCAGGCGGCGGAGGGGGCCGUGGCCCUGCUGAGUGCGGCGUGCCAGCUGGUGGUGGAGGCCAACAGCGCAGACACGCCCACCGUGCUGCGGAUGUGCCACCUCCUGUUCCGCCAGUUGUGCGCGCGCAGGCCCCUCCCACUUCCCCGCGACUCCCCUCUGGAGGGUCCCCUUCCCGCCCUCCUCUUGGCUGGCCGCCUGCUGGCGUCGCCCCGCCUCCUCGCGCGCCUGCCUGUCGCCCUCCUGCAGUGGCCCCUCCUGCGCCUGCCGGCCACCCCCGUCGAAGGGAUCGCGCUCACCGCCGCUGUCGGCAGCCGGGGCGGCAGCGGCCCGGGGAGCAGCCUCAGCGACGUCAGGGCUGCCAUGCUGCUGCUGCUCAUCAGCAGGUGCGAGGAGAGCGUGGCGGCGUUCCAGGCGGUGGGCGGGGCCUUCUUCGAGGCGGUCCUGGACGACCCCGACCCGCGGCUGGCGCUCUACGUCAGCACGUUCCUGCUGCGCCGCAUGGCCCGCCAGCAGCCCGACGGGUACCGCACCGCACUGCAGCGCCUCGUCUUCCACGCCCAGCAGAGCAACAACGAGAAGCUGCUCGAGAACCCGUACCUCCAGAUCCGGGGACUUCUGCGGGAGCAAGCACAAGCUGAGGCUGAGGGGGUGCCAACGGAACGGUUUGAUACGGAGACUGACGCAGAGGCUUGACAGACUGAUUCCUGGUUAGCCGUAGAGACCGGGCCAGCCAGCCGCGCUGGUCCAAUGUCCAAGGUACGCAGAUUGGGCCUCUCCAGGAGCAGGAGUUUCAAAUAUGAUUGCAAGUUGUGGUCUUCAGCCUGCUCUCGUGACAGCAUCCCCACUGUGACCACUGGGCGAACUACUACUUUCAAGCUGUGGCGUUCUCUGAGCAGUGGCUCCACUUAUGCAGCUCAAUUUCCACACACGGUGCUGCAAUUUGAAAGAUUAACAGAGCUAUCUUGUUUUGAUGACCUCAGCGGUUACGUCUUUCUCUGCCAUGCAGCAGCAUGUUUG